This is a messenger RNA of Enhydra lutris kenyoni (northern sea otter), 845 nucleotides long. It is a transcript of the gene TEN1, whose product is annotated as TEN1, CST complex subunit. The coding region runs from base 306 to 671 and encodes 121 amino acids. The transcript has 4 exons. Lineage: Eukaryota; Metazoa; Chordata; Mammalia; Carnivora; Mustelidae. Gene Ontology annotation, cellular component: CST complex. Gene Ontology annotation, molecular function: single-stranded DNA binding; telomerase inhibitor activity; telomeric repeat DNA binding. Gene Ontology annotation, biological process: negative regulation of telomere maintenance via telomerase. The record is from RefSeq and is a predicted model, not a curated record.
CGGAGGCGGAGGCGGCGGCGGCGGCGGCGUGGGCGCGGCGACCGUAGCCUGCGGUGGGGCGGGCGAGUCCUCCGCUCUCGUUCCCGGGAUCCCUAACAGCAGACCCCCACCCGGGGAGGCAACCCCGGAAGACCGCCAAGAGAUUGCCCCGAGGGCGGGGAGUGAGGCCAGCCGGGCGCUCCUGGUAACCCGCCCCUCCUCGUCACGCGACCGCGCGGGGCGGAAACGGGGCUCCCAAAGGCCGCAGCGACUCCCCAACAGGUUGGCGAGGAGGAAUCUUCAGAAAUCCAUCCCAGCUAUUUACGAUGCUGCCCAAACCUGGGAUCUAUUACUUCCCCUGGGAAGUCAGUGCUGGCCAAGUUCCUGACGGGGGCACACUGAGAACAUUUGGCAGGUUGUUCCUCUAUGACAUGACCCAGUCCCGAGCGACCCUGAAAGCUCAGCGCGGAUCUGACGAGCACCAGAUCCUGGUCUGCACCAAGUUGGUGGAGCCGUUCCAAGCCCAGGUGGACUCCCUGUACCUCGUCCUUGGAGAGCUCGAGCACCAGGAUGGAGGGUCCGUGGUGAAGGCCCGGGUGCUGACUUGUGUGGAAGGAAUGAAUCUACCCUUGUUAGAGCAAGCUGUCCAGGAGCAGAGGCGGUACCAGCAAGAGAGGGACAGCAGCCAGUAGCAAAUUGCACUUCCUGGCAACCGUCCCCCCAGUCUGCUCCUGAGACCAAGCCCACCAGAGAUGCCUGAGCAGAGAAGAUGAAGAUGCAGACCUUCCCCAGAGUGACAGCCCUUUUCUGGAGCCUGAGAGAAGAGGAGGGGUUGCUUAUUUGGAUUGUUCCAGACACACACACAC